GUCGAGAACCCCACACUCCCAACUCCCACUUCUCUACUCCAACAACAACAAAAAAAGUCCAACAUCCUAGGCAGUAAUAAUAGUUAAAAAAAAAUAAAAAAUAAAAAAAAUAUCUAAACUCCAAAUCUACACCAUAGAUUCAAGAACUUCUCUUUUCAUUUUUCACCCCAAAGAUUCAAUCUCUCUUCUUCUUCUUCUUUGUUAUUCUUCACUUGAAUGAACUUCACUACCUAACUAGCACUUCAUCAUAAACAUGCCAUUUUUACCCUUUUUUUCUAUCUUUCUGUUCUUGGUUUUCAUUUUUGUUAACAAUAAGGCAACAACAACAGCUCAUAGCUGUUUAAAACCAUCAAAUGAAGGUGAAAUUUCAUGUCCACCUUUUACUUCUUUUCCCCCUUUUCCUUUUUCUUCAUCACCUGGUUGUGGUCAUCCUUCUUUCCAAAUCCAAUGUUCACGUUCUUCAAAUGCUGUUAUUUCCAUAAAUAACACCACUUUCUCUUUGCUUAAUUAUGAACCUACUUCUUCAACUCUUCUACUUUCUCCACAACAAUCUAACUUCAAAAACUGUUCUUUUUCAAGAUCCAUUUCACUUUCAGGUUCACCAUUUCAUGUCUCUGAUUCAUCUUGUUCUAGACUUUCUGCUUUGAAACCUUGUCCACCACCAAAUCUCCCAAAUUGUAGUCACUGUCCAUGGCAAUGUAAACUAAUCAAGAACCCACUUUUGCUUCUUCAUGAAUGUGUUUCAAGACACCAUUUUGACUCUGAUGAAAGAUGCCAAAGUGAUAUUCUUGGUUUUCUUGAUGAUUUCUUGAAAAUGGGAGUUGAAGUUGAGUGGGAUGAGAAUCAAGAUUCAUACUUUUCAAGUUGUAGAACUUGUAAAGCUAGUAGUGGUGUUUGUGGAUUCAAUAAUUCUCAUCCAAAGAAACCAUUUUUGUGUUUUCCUCUAUCUGAAGUUAGGUACUCACCUCCUUUGAUAAGACAAAAAAGUGCUAAUCAUGUAGUUAUGUUGGCAUUGGUGUUUUUAUUUGUGUGUUUUCUAGUUGUUUUCUCUAUUGGAAGUUUGAUUUUUCGUUCAAGAGAAAGAAGGGCAGGUUUAGAAGAAGAUCCUACUAUUAUUUAUCUUAGAAGGCACAGGUCUGCUAGUUUACUUCCACCAGUUUUCCCAUAUGAAGAGCUUGAAAACUCUACUAAUCACUUUGACCAAAAAAGGAAACUUGGGGAUGGUGGAUUUGGUUCUGUUUAUUUAGGGAAUCUUGAUGAUGGUAGGCUUGUUGCAGUUAAACAUUUGCAUAAACAUUCACCAAGUGGGGCUAAAGCCUUUUCAACAAAGUCAUUUUGCAAUGAAAUCUUGAUUUUGUCAUCAAUUAACCAUCCAAAUCUAGUCAAACUUCAUGGCUAUUGUAGUGAUCCAAGAGGGCUUCUUUUGGUUUAUGACUAUGUUCCAAAUGGUACUCUUGCUGACCAUCUUCAUGGCUGCAAGAAUUUGUACAAAAAGGGUUCUUUAACUUGGAGUUUAAGAGUUGAUAUAGCAUUACAAAUAGCAAUGGCAAUUGAGUACUUGCAUUUUUCUGUUGUUCCACCUAUAGUUCAUAGAGAUAUUACUUCAACCAACAUUUUUGUUGAAAAAGAUAUGAGGGUAAAAGUUGGUGACUUUGGGCUAUCAAGACUCUUAGUAUGCACAGAUGUAACAGUUGCUUCUGGUGAUUCUACUGGUGAAGUUUGGACAGGUCCACAAGGAACUCCUGGUUAUUUAGAUCCUGAUUAUCACAAGUCAUUUCGAUUGAACGAAAAGAGCGAUAUAUAUAGCUUUGGUGUUGUGUUGUUGGAACUAAUAACAGGGAUGAAAGCUGUGGACCAAAAGAGGGAGAAAAGGGAAAUGGCAUUGGCUGAUAUGGUAGUUUCAAGAAUUCAAAUGGGGUUGUUGCAGCAAGUUGUGGACCCCGUUUUGGUGGUCGAUGGCGAAGCAAUGGAAGGCGUCGGUGCAGUGGCGGAGCUCGCAUUCCGAUGCGUAGCGACCGAUAAGGAUGAUCGUCCUGAUUCAAGGGAUGUGGUGGCAGAGUUGAGACGGAUAAGGGGCAAGGCAAGGGGAGUUGGAAGUGGUAUAUUGAGGACAUCAAAUUCUAGUAACAUGGUGGUUCCUGAUGGGAUCGGGUUAAUUGACUAAUUAGUCAGUUAUUUGGUAGACAGAGUCAAUCGAUAUCUGUACUGAUUAGAUAUAGUUAGUAUUUGAUAGAAUGAUCACAUUGUGUACGAUAAGUGUGUUGAUGAGAGGUAAGGUAGCCGAUAUCUAAUAGAAUAGUCGGAUUGUGCGCGCAUGAGAGGUACCAAUAUCUCAUUGAAUAAUCAGCUGCACACAAGUUACUUUUAAAAAGUGUAAUUGAUUAAAGUGUAAAUGUGAAUUGCACUUUUUUUUGGGGUGGGGAAGCUUUGGACUGAAAAGGUGUCGGGUGAAGUUUUUGUAUGAUUGUGGUAAAAUGGAAUGUUAAUGUAUAGAUCCUACUUUUAUUA
Molecule: messenger RNA, 2508 nt
Organism: Lycium ferocissimum
Lineage: Eukaryota; Viridiplantae; Streptophyta; Magnoliopsida; Solanales; Solanaceae
Product: LEAF RUST 10 DISEASE-RESISTANCE LOCUS RECEPTOR-LIKE PROTEIN KINASE-like 1.5
Exons: 1
Coding region: 254-2164 (636 amino acids)
Biological process (GO): protein phosphorylation
Molecular function (GO): ATP binding; protein kinase activity
Source: RefSeq, a predicted model, not a curated record